This is a messenger RNA of Encephalitozoon romaleae SJ-2008, 843 nucleotides long. RefSeq lists its product as hypothetical. The record is from RefSeq and is a predicted model, not a curated record. The transcript has a single exon. The coding region runs from base 1 to 843 and encodes 280 amino acids. Lineage: Eukaryota; Fungi; Microsporidia; Unikaryonidae.
AUGGACGAAGCGGUUGAAAUAUGCUUUAGAGAAACGAUGUCUGAGAUGACACGUCUUGUAGAUAGAAAUGGAGAGCAUUUUCUUUUAUGCGGACUAGACCAGGAGAUACUUGCGAUGGUCAUCAAAUCACUGAAGAGGCAUGCAGAGAGAAUAAGCAGAACAGUUGUGGAUAUUCACCCGACCACUCCAAAGGAUGAAAAUCCAGAUGGAAAAGUUUUUUUCAUUGAUAUAAACCACGAAAUCCCCAUCUCUUACCAGCUGCAUAUAUACCAUUACCUUGAAAAGACUAGAAGACAUUCUUGUUGCUUAGUUCUUGUGUCAACCUCAUGUACCUCUGUGGACAGACUGGAAAGGCGGGUUAAAUCAAGAUUCAACCACCGGGUCUUUUUCAUAGGCUUUCUUCCGUUUGAAUCAUAUAGAGCUUUAUACAGCCAACUUACAGGGAUAGAUGAGGACGAAGAGAUUCAAAGACAGUACAGCAUUGAUCCAAGUAUCUCGGCUUUAUCGAAAAAGAUAAUCAUAAAGAAAUAUGAGCUUCCAGAGUAUACCAUAGAAACUCUUUACACCCUAUUCAACCCGAUUCAUAUAGCACUUAUGUUGGUAGCAUUCAGGAAAAGGAUAAAGUACAUCAACUGUGUAUCUGAGUUCAGAACUUUUACAUCAGAUGUCAACGAGCUCAAGGGAGCAACUAGUAUGGAGAUCCUGUUCUACUUUCUUGAUAUUCUUGAUUCCGGACUUAUAGACAAAGAGGGUUGCCUACUUGUGGAUGCAUAUAGCUUCAAAAAACACGUGUCCAACACCAGGCCCUUGUAUUUGAGGAACCUAAUGUAUAAAACUCUGUGA